Messenger RNA from Mesorhabditis spiculigera, 567 nucleotides. The record is from the annotation of a GenBank genome assembly. NCBI's taxonomy places the organism in Eukaryota, Metazoa, Nematoda, Chromadorea, Rhabditida, Rhabditidae.
AUGGUUUCCGCUCAAACGACCGCGCUGGUGCUCAUCGUCGGGCUUUUCGCCAUUUCGCACGCCGAGCCUCUGCGCCGUGUCCGCCAGUCGAACAACAACGGCUGCCAAUGCAUGCCCGUCCAGCAGAACAACCAGUGCCAUUGCCAGCCCACCACCUCUGCCCCUAACUACUGCCAGUGCGCCCCAGUCCAAACUACGACUACGACCACCACCACCCAGGCCCCAUGCAUGUGCCAGCCGGUGACCCAGCCCCCUACUCUUGCUCCGCAGCAGCAACAGUGCAACACCUGCCAGUCCCAGUGCGUCACCCUCUGCCUCCAGAUCCAGUCGAUCCAACAGUGCGCCGACCAAUGCGCCAACGAAUGCCAACCGAUGUGCGACCAUCCGACCACCACGAAUGCCUGCGCCACGACCACGACCACGACCACCACCGCCGCCCCAGCUCAGUGCCAGCCUCAGUGCUUGAACGUCUGCCUUCAGAUCUGCGUCCAGUUCCCAUCCCAGUGCGGCCAGUGCCACCAGUCUUGCUGUGACCAGCCCACCACCACCACUACUGUAAGUGAAAAC